AGGAGAAUCGCUGGUGCUACCGCUGUUGGUACCGCCGGUACCAUCACAACCAGCUCCGGUACCACCACAACCAGCUCCGGUACCACCACAACCAUCGCUGGUACCGCAGUUAUCGCCGGUACCACCGUGAGCACCUCCGGUACCGCCACUACCGGUGUACCCUUGUCACCGGUACCGGAAGUACCAUCAGCACCGGUACCACCGAUACCGGCACUCGCAUCACCGCCGGUACCGCCUGUACCUACAGUAGCACCUCCAGUACCGUCAUCAGAACCAUCGGUACCGCCACCACCGGUACCACCGUUGCCAGUACCAUCGGUGCAGCUGGUGUCACUGUUGGCGGUACCACCAGCACCGGUACCAUCGGUAUCAGUGCUCCCAUCGCCACCGGUACCACCAGUACCACCGGUACCAGUACCACCGAUCCCAUCAUCCGCAGCACCGCCGGCACCAGUACCACCAGUGCCACUGGUACCACCAGUCCCACCAUUGUCAGCACUGGUGGCACCGACACCGGUACCGUCAGCACCACCGGUACCACCCGACCCGUCAUUGGCAGCAGCACCGACACCACCAGUACCAUCAGACCCAUCACUGAUAGCACCACCGGAACCAGUAUCGUCAGUGCCAUCAUUGCCAGCUCCACUGGUACCACCGGGUCCAUCAGUGCCAGACCUACCAGAACCAGCUCCACUGGUACCACUGGGUCCAUCAGUGCCAGCCCUACCAGAACCAGCUCCACUGGUACCAUCGGAUCCAUCAUUGCCAGCCCUACCAGACCCAUCAUCGACAGCACCACCAGAACCAUCAGUGCCAUCAUUGACAGCGCCACUGGUACCACCGGAUCCAUCAUCGACAGCACCACCGGAACCAGUCCCAUCAGUCCCAUCAUUGACAGCCCUGCUGGUACCAUCGGCCCCACCAUUGCCAGCCCUACCGGAACCAGCCCCACUGGUACCACUGGGCACAUCAUCAACAGCACCACCGGAACCAGCCCCAUCAGUCCAAUCAUUGACAGCCCCACUGGUACCACUGGGCCCAUCACUGGCAGUCCUACCAGAACCAGCCCCAUUGAUAACACCGGAUCAAUCAUUGCCAGUUCUACCGGAACCAGCCCCAUUGGUACCACCGCGCCCAUCAGUGCCAGUCCUACCAGAACCAGUACCAUCAGUCCCAUCAUUGACAGCCCCAUUGGUACCACUGGGCCCAUCUUUGACAGUCCUACCAGAACCAUCCCCAUUGAUAACACCGGAUCAAACAUUGCCAGCCCUACCGGAACCAGCCCCAUUGAUAACACCGGAUCAAUCACUGACAGCCCUACCGGAACCAGCCCCAUUGGUACCACCGGAUCCAUCAGUGCCAGUCCUACCAGAACCAGUACCAUCAGUCCCAUCAUUGACAGCCCCACUGGUACCACUGGGCCCAUCACUGGCAGUCCUACCAGAACCAUCCCCAUUGAUAACACCGGAUCAAUCAUUGCCAGUUCUACCGGAACCAUCUCCAUUGAUAACACCGGAUCCAUCAGUGCCAGUCCUACCAGAACCAGCCCCAUUGAUAACACCGGAUCCAUCACUGACAGCCCUACCGGAACCAGCCCCAUUGGUACCACCGGGCCCAUCAUUGCCAGCCCCACCGGUCCCACCAGCCCCAUCACAGACAGCCCCACUGCUACCACCGAACCCAUCAUCACCAGCCCUACCAGAACCAGCCCCACCUCUACCACCAGCCCCACCAUUGCCAGCUCCACCGCUCCCACCGGCGCCAUCGCCAGCCCGCCCCCUUCCCCACCCCCCUCCCGGGGGGCCGGCCAUGCCCCCCACCCCCCAGGCCCUAUGUACGGCCCCGAAUGCCACGCGGAGGUGACGCCGUCCCCGCAGGGUCACCGCUCAUUCCGCUACGCCCUGCAGGAGCACCCGCGCCAGGCCUUGGCCGUCAUGAACCAACUGCGGCUCAGCCGGCAGCUCUGCGACGUCACCCUGCGCGUCCGCUACGGCGACGGCCCCCCCACCGACUUCCCGGCUCACAAAGUGGUCUUGGCUUCCUCCAGCCCCGUUUUCAGGGCCAUGUUCACGGCGGGGCUGAGGGAGCAAGCCAUGGAGGUGGUGCCCAUCGAAGGGGUGCACCCGCGGGUGAUGGAGAGGCUGCUGGAGUUCGCCUACACGGCGUCCAUCUCGGUGGGGGAGCGCUGCGUGCUGCACGUGAUGAGCGGGGCCGUCAUGUACCAAAUCGACAGCGUGGUGCGCGCCUGCUGCGACUUCCUGCUGCAGCAGCUCGACCCCAGCAACGCCAUCGGCAUCGCCAACUUCGCCGAGCAGAUCGGCUGCACCGAGCUGCACCAGCGCGCCAGGGAGUACAUCUACAUGCACUGUGCUGAGGUGGGGUGGUGGAGGGAUGAGUUAUGGGGGGCCUGGGGGGAUGUGGGGGUCCUGGGGGGGUCCCGAGGGACAUGGUGAUGCCAUAAAGCCAUUGGCAGUGCCAACGUUGCCAAACAGAUCGGCUGCACUGAGCCGCACCAGUGCACCAGGGAGUGCAUCUACAUGCACUUUGCUGAGGUGGGGUGGUGGAGGGAUGAGUUCUGGGGGUCCUGGGGGGAUGUGGGGGUCCUGGGGGACAUGGGGACCUCACAGCGCCAUCGGCAUUGCCAGCUUUGCCAAGCAGAUUGGGAGUUGCCACCGGGAUAGGAGUGAUGGCAGUGAGAUGGGGGUUGGUGUCACCAGGACACCAGUGAUGGUAAUGGCACAGGGGUUGGUGUCACCAAACUGCGAGGCGUUGGGUUGGGUGUCACCAUAUGAAGGCAUUGGGUCGGUGUCACCAUAUCAAGAGGGGUUGGGUUGGGUGUCACCAAACGGCGAGGCGUUGGGUUGGUGUCACCAUAUGAAGGCAUUGGGUUGGUGUCACCAUAUCCAGAGGUGUUGGGUUGGUGUCACCAUAUGAAGGCAUUGGGUCAGUGUCACCAUAUCCAGAGGUGUUGGGUCGGUGUCACCAUAUGAAGGCAUUGGGUUGGUGUCA
Phasianus colchicus (ring-necked pheasant) is the source of this 3009-nucleotide messenger RNA. The record is from RefSeq and is a predicted model, not a curated record. NCBI's taxonomy places the organism in Eukaryota, Metazoa, Chordata, Aves, Galliformes, Phasianidae.